Anastrepha ludens (Mexican fruit fly) is the source of this 13331-nucleotide messenger RNA. RefSeq lists its product as uncharacterized. Bases 1 to 1476 code for a protein of 491 amino acids. The transcript has 9 exons. The record is from RefSeq and is a predicted model, not a curated record. Lineage: Eukaryota; Metazoa; Arthropoda; Insecta; Diptera; Tephritidae.
AUGAAUGGACAAUCUGAGCUGGACGUGCAAUUGGUGGUACCGCGGUACGUGGAACGCGGCUCCAGCGCCACUUUUAAAUGUAGACACAAUGUGCAACCGGAAAUCCUUUAUAAGGUGACGUGGCUCAAAGUUGACAAGGGUAAAUUCUUUGAAUUCAUAAACGGACGGAAUCCGCCAUUCCGGAAUACGUCCAUUGGAGGCGGUGAAAUCGAUUGGGAGAAUUCCAACGAGACGCAGGUGACAUUGAAAAAUGUUGACUUUGAUUUGUCGGGACAAUUCUUCUGCGAGGUUUCAACGGACGCACCCAUUUACACCAAGGCGUCUGUAGAUGAAUUGUUGUCAGUAUUUUUGCCGCAAACUGGACCGCCCAUAAUAAAAUUCCGGAAGCGAAUGCCAUUUAUCAUCGGCGAAAAAUUAUUUGCUUUGUGCAAUACGACCCGUGCUUUCCCCGCACCGCACAUCACGUGGCUCAUAAAUGGCAAGAAGGUUGAUGAUAAAUAUGUGCGUACACAUCACGCCUACUCGAUGACCAAUAAAAGCCAUCGCCGAGCGCAACAACAGCAUCAAAUACAGCAGCAAUUACUGCAGCAGCAGUACUAUCAACAACAACUUCACAAUCAGUAUCAACCCCAAUAUCAAGUACCACAUUUGAUCGAUCGAUACGACAAGAGUUUGCGUUGGAGCGGUGGACGACCAGAUGAUUUCACUUCGCAUAGCGCAUAUCACCAUGACGGCCAUCACCAUUCUGCGAACAUCUACAAUAAUCCCUUCAGCUCCUUGGCCAAUAUGCAUGAAGUUUAUGAUAGCCAUGAGAUACAUCAGCGAAAUUACAAUAAUAAGCAAAGAGAAAUAAAGAAGCAUAUGGAAAUGAAGAAGCGCAGAAACUCAUCAAAGCAGAAAUAUCGCCGGCACAUCAACGAGAAUGCCCUCGGCAUAAUACGCAGCACCCUCAACAGCGGCGGAUUCGGGCCUCAGCCGCCUAACCUAAAUAACGAGCUCGGCAUACCACCAAACGCCGGACCGAUGAGUCAACUGGCUGCCGGCUAUGGACGACCAAUAUCACAUCCCGGCGGCGGCAUUGGUGUUGCAGCAGCAGCAGCUGCUGUAACGGCGGCUACAAAGGAGCGGGGUAUGUUCUCACUUAGCCAGCUUAAUAUUGACUUGGAGGAGGCGCACAACAACAAUGGCCGUAUGGAACUGACGUGCUUGUCCACAAUACCAUCAGCAAUAGGUCAAGGGGAGAUGUUUGCUGAUUACAAGACCUACUCGGUGAAAGUUGAACUCAUACGAGUGGAAACUUCAUCAACAACAACUACAGCCCCAAGCAUAGGAAUGGCAGCGCUUGGUAAUGGCGCCUCACAUUCCGGCGAAGCGGCGGCAGCUGAUAGACCAACCAUUAGCCUCACAAUUGCAGCCACAUACACAUGGGCCAUACUAGCAGUGCAGGUAGCUGUGUUGCAGAUGUUGUGCUACUGAAUGAUAAAAUAGAAAGCUCACCACUACGCACCGGCUGCCUGACGGUAGGUGCCACCGGCUUCGGUUUUCGAUGCAACCCCGUCUCGGCCCACCGAACGACCAACCGAAAGUAGAAACAAAAAUCUUGGUUCGCUGUAGUAAAAACUACAGUUAAACCCAGCUGAUAUGUACCUUUAGAAAAAUAUCCCUCUCUCUUUCUUCAUAUAUAACAUAAAACAGAAACAAAAACAAACAAGGCACAAAGUACAUACUUAGUAAUAAAAAAAGGGAAUAUGUAAAGGGAACUAAAUAUAAAAUUGAAACGACGAAUUGUAGAAAGUUAGUAAGGAAAGGUAAAAUACUUAUUUACGUGUACUUGCACAUUUGUUGUUGUCAAACAAAGGGCACAAGGGCGGUGCCGGAUAGCCUGAAAGCAAACAAUGAAGAAAUGACUGUAUGUAAAAAGUAGAAAUUAAAACUGAAGAAGAAGCAGCAGAAAUUUAAUAAAUAUAAAAAUAUAUAAAUUAAAAAAAAAAAUCAAAAAAAAAAAAACAACAGAAGCUAAAAGGGAAAAUCAACAAAAGACAACUAAAUGCAUGGGAAAGGAGAAAAAGAAAAACCAAACAGAGAAUUUUAACUGAAAAACUUUGUGAACUUUAAAAGCGAAACAAGACACAUACAUACAUAUGCCCAGCGCAUCAAGUACAGGACGAAUAGACUAAAUUUAAUUGCACAAAAGAAAUGAGACGAAACGCCCAACUGGCGGAAUGGGCCCAGCGACUCUCCUGUGUAAGCGUAAAUGUUUGUGUUUGCAUUUAAGUGUAUAGGUGUACUUGUAGGCGUGCGUGUAGAUGUUAGCAUCUACAAAGAUUCCUAUAUGUGGAAAAUUUUGAGAAGCUUUGCUUAUUUGCUCGCAAUAAAAGACGAAAUAAAACAAUAAUUUUUCUUUUCUAUAAAUACAUAUAUAUGUAUAUAUAUUACAAAAACAGAAAUAAAAUUAACCGAAACAAACUGAUGAACAUGGAGAAUAGUUAAGUGGAAAAUUUAAAUAAAAAAACAGGUUGCCAUACGAAAUCUGGAGAUCUGUACUUGAAAGAUGCAUUUGAAAACGAAAGGAUGUGGAGAUUUUUAAAGUCGUAAAAAAGUUAUAAAAAGGGUAGUCAAAGGAUAAUAAUUUUUUAAAAGAAGCAGCUCUAAAAAAUAUAAAACUGGUGGUAAAUUUCCACCGCAGAAUAUUUUCAAAUUUUUACAUAGAAGAAGAGCAUAUAAAAUAUAUAUAUACAUACAUACAUACACAUGUAUAAAAAGAGAAUUCGCUUUGAAAAGUUUCCAGCUCCUAGUUGCAAAAUGUCGCACACACUGUAAGCAGUCAAAAUGCAGAAUUCAUUUUCUAAAGCGCUUCGUGAAGAUUUUCAAGGUAAUUCUAAUUUGAUUUUCUUUUGAAAAAGAAUAAAUAUUUAGAUAAUUUAGAGGUGAUUGAAAUUAUUUACUUCAGUAUGAGGCCAAAAGUUAUUGUACGAAGAGUUGGGUGAAAAUAAUUUUGUAGAUUGGCAAAGAGCGGCAAAAAUUUUUUUGAGCAGCUGCAAAAUUUUAAGAGAAAGAAAGUAGCGAAAAUUUGCGGCAUAUUGAAAUAUUUGGGUACCUUUGUUCACAGGUUUUAAAAAAGAGUUCCAAACAAAACUUCCUUUCAUGCUUCGUAUACUUGCAUUUUUGAAUUUGGAGCAAAGACAAUGCAAUUAAAAGAAAUUAAAUUGCGUAUAUCUAAAGCUGUAGAAACCACAACAAGUUUUAAACACAAAGGAAUGUUAAAGCGAUAAGCGCGAAUGUUUCAAGCCGUUUUUCAAAUUGCUUGCGUAAAGAUCUGUUUUCGAUUUGCUAUAAAAUCCUGCGCGUAUGUGCGGCGGAUGGUGAGCAGUUGUUUGUUUCAGCAGCAAUCAAAAUCAAGUUUCCUUUAAGUUUGCCAAUUCUGGGAUCUACCUUUUGAGCCAAUUCUGGGCUCUGCCUAAUGCACGUGUCUUGCUGCAGCUGCACCCAGGCAGUGAUCUGCCUUGCUAUGAAACGUAAGUUAAAUCAACUCAAAGCUUUCCGAACUUCCCGUUUGUUUAAUAUGGAUUUAUUGCCUAUUGCGCCUAUUCAUUUAUUCACCAGAGUCAGUCUGAAAAUAAUGUCUCAGUUUCCUUCCCUUCCAAGUAUGAAUCGCACACCAACUACAUAUCUGCGUGCUAUCAUACGAGCUGCAGUAGACGUUACGUGCUGAAUAUUUUUUUUGGCCAUGAGCCGUUGGUUUCAUCUUCUACACUGCAGUGACCUUUUUAUCUUCCUUGGACACUCAGCAAUUGGACGAAGCCACUUUUCUCAUAGAGAAUUCGUGACCCUUGUGUGAUAUGUGGAGGCUGUCAAUGCUUAGGACGGUCAUUGACUGGGCUAUCGGGCUUUUUAUGGCUCGUACAUCGCCAACACUUGGUGAGCGAGAGCUAACGCCCUCGUCUGCCCUUAUCGCCAAUUUUGCAUUGAGUGGUGUAGUUUAGCUUGAAUUUGAAAUAUGUAUGCACAAUUGAGAAAUUCUUCCAUUAUCAUCCAGCAACUAACAUUCAGAGACAAUCGCAGUUAGAAAACAAUAUCAAUAUAACCGUUUAUAUGUGUGAGUUGCGUUCGAUACCCAGUAAUAUGCAUUUUUACAUGUCUAUUUGCGAAAACUCCGUUUUUAAUUUUUCUAAAAGCCCAUCCGAUAAUUACAAUCAGUACUUAGAUAGUUAAUUCCUUUAUUGACAGACUUCAAAUAUUUGCAUUAUUGGAAAAUAUGCGUAGUAUCUGUGGAAUAACCAUUGAAGAGGCAAAUUCCGCAAUCUCUCUGUUCGAAAAAUGUAGUAAUUGAGGCUUUGGAAAAAUAAGUCAUUAGCGCAGCGUAUAAGCUGAUUGAUGAGUUCUACGCAUAGGAUUUCAUUAGAGAAGUCAAAAGAAUUUUCAAAAUUGUAUAAAAAUUACUUAUAUAUACAAAUAUACAUAAUAGGCAUUUAGGGGAAAUAUCCCAAUGCGUUAGUCGAUCGCAGCAAACGAAGUGGUUUAUUGUACAAUUUCCAUAUUUUUCGAUGUGUGUGUUACUACAAAACUAUUUACAAACUCAGCAGCACAUUUGAGUAAAAGCCCUAAAAACAAGCAGGCAACAACAAAAUACCUAAAUAAAAAAUAUAUGUAUAUGUUUUUCGAUGCGUCCAAUGCAAAAAUUUCGUUAGUGUAGUAACCGAAAAAUACAAUACAUAAAAAUUAAUGUAAUACAAAGAAUCCAAAAAACAAAACCCAAGAAGCUUAAAAAUACAAUCAAUGUUGAGAACAAAAUAAAGACCAAAUUAAUUCAAGACCCCAUUUACAAAAGCAAAAAUUACGAAAAACUGAAACCUAAAUACGAAAAACUAAAAUAUACAAAUGUUGAUAAGAAUUGCGAGCUACAUUUGUAUUUACAAUUUUAGUAACUGCGGAUAUUAUAUUAUAUAUGUAGGUGUGAGUGUUAUUAUUGUAUAUGUAUAUGUUAUUACCAAUUAAUUAGGGACGCUAGCACAUAUUCGUAUGUCUUAUCAAGUCUGGUUUAGAGAGCAAAUUUAUUAUUGAAAGUACAUAUUUUUUUAUGGCGACAUUGCAUUCUAACUUUAGAUGCUUACUACUUCAUUUGAAUAAUGUGCAUGUAUUUAAAAAAAAAAAAAAUUAUAUAAAAAAGCAAAAAAGGAAACCUAUUAAAUUAGUUUUGGGUAGAAAAUUAUGCAAUAGCUGAGUAUUUGUGCUCGUAUAGUUAGAUAAGUGGCGGCCUCCUUGUGCAGCGGCAAAAACUGUGUGGAAAGUGCACCACGAGCCGGAGUAAUGUUGCCCGAUCCUCUCUCAAGGAUAUAUGCGCCAGUCUAUUAUUGUUAUUAUUUAUAGUUAGGUAUUGGCAAAAGAUAGAAUUUGUGUAGUCAAUGUAGAAAUUAAUGCUGUUAUGUGUGGCAAGUGUCAGUGAGAUCAAAAUACCACAUACAUAAAUGAAAACCCAAUUUUCAUACAUACAUAUGUACGUGUAUGUGUAUACAUGCACACACACACAAAACAGCCAUAUACAUACAUAUAUACAUUUAUAGUGUAAAAGAUUUAGUAAGAGUAACUCAUAUACAUACAUACAUACAUGCACGUGUACGUAUCAAAUUGCGGGCAACCAAAUCGUCUCAACGCUUUAAGUGUCUACAAAAAGUAUUUAGAAAAUAAAUGCAAUUAUACCUACCUAUAAAAAAAUAACCAUUGCAAAUUGAUAUUUAAAAAUUAACCAAAAAAUAUCGUAUGCCGAGAGUACGUGCAAAAAAUUAAAGGAUUUCCUAACAGAUGACUAUAUUUAGGUGUUUCGUAUUGGUAAGUUUCUUUCUAAAAAAUAAAAACAUAAACUCUUGUGCAUGUAAGUAAUUGUGUGAGCCUGCGAAGAAAUUUCUACUCAAAAAAAAAAAACAAAAAAACAAAACACAAAAAAUAAAUAAAUAAAUAGAAACCAUAACAAAAACAGAAAUUUAAAAAUUAAAAUAAAAGCCAAAGCAAAAACGUUAAGGUAACUAAAAUAAACUCAUAACUGCGAACUGCAAAUACACUGAAGUAUUGAUUUCUUUUCCAUACAAAACAAGUGAACACUAAAAUGGUUGUUAAAUAAUGUCCCCAAUAAUUCAAAGUACUAAAAUGAAAUUUAAUCACUAAAAUACUUAAAUACAAACAUACGUGGGUACAUAGAAAAUAUAUGUCACAAAUAUACUCGUAAAUAACUUGAGUUUCACACAAUAAAAUAAAAUUAUUUUCAAUAGAAAAGAGCCAACCGCAACCAUAAGAAACAUAAUUCAAAUACCUAUUCAAAAAUCCGCAAAUGCCCAACUGGAAAAUUUACUCAAAAAGCGUAAAAUUUAAACCAAAAAUAAAUGAAACACAAGUAUAAAGUAUAAAGAACAAAAAACAAGGUCGGGUUUUUACGAAAAUUUAUGUAUGUAUAUGAAAACAAAAAAAUAGAAAAAAUAUGAAUAUGUUAAAAAAAACUAAGAAAAAAAAUGGCUAAAAUGUCUUAUGCAGGUAUUGACGUCUUCCUAUGCUACGCUGUCUAUUAUUAACUAAACAACAGAAACAAAACAAAAGCAAAAAACAAAAAUGAACCAAAACAAAAAGAUAUAGAGAUUAUUUGCAUUAAUUAUACAUUUACAAUUUAGAUAUAACAAAUGAGAAAAAAAAUGAAUAAAUAAUAAUAUACAUACAUACAUAGCAACUGAAACUACUUGUAUGGUAGUAGUGCAGAGAUAAACUUAAACACAUAAUUUUAGGCGUAUUAUGAUAUUAAAUGAGUAUAUAUAUACAUAUGUGUAUAUAAGUAUAUAUAUAAUAUAUAUAUAUAUAUAUAUAUAUCAGCGUUAUUUAAAUUUUUAUUAUUACACAAAUGGUAAAUAAAAGUACGUACAUACAGACAUCCAUACAUACGUAUAAUGUAUUUGUCACACAAAAUUAUCAAUAAUGACAUAAUUUUUUUAUUUAACUAAAAUAUACAUACAAUUACCAUUAAUUAAAAUAAACAUGCACUCACAUACAUACAUAUGUACAAUAGUUACAUGCAAAGUUUUAGUGAAACAAGACUACGAAAUGAAAAUGCAACGGAGUACAUUUUCCUAAAGCCAUUUCAAUACCCGGCAAAUUUACUGGUUCAUUUGUUUUUCACAUCAAUUUGCAUACAAACAUAUACCUACACUAUAUACAUUGCAGAUUAUAUUUCUUAUUUUAUAUUCCGUUAUUUGCUAAACGAAAUUUGCAUGCAUUCAUUGAGUUCAGCGGCAGCUUUAUGGGUGCGCUGACAUUCACAAAUCUCAGUCUCUUUGCGCAAGGACUGGAUACUCGUAUUAGAAAGUGUAAAGGUAAAGAAAGCGCAAAAAGUAUUUACAAAUGAGGCUCAAUUUCAGCAAUUAUGUAUAUGUAUGUGCUGUGCGGCCGCCGUAGCCGAAUGGGUUGGUGCGUGAUUACCAUUCGGAAUUCACAGAGAGAACGUUGGCUCGAGUCUCGGUGAAAGCAAAAUUAAUAAAAACAUUUUUCUAAUAGCGGUCGCCCCUCGGCAGACAAUGGCAAACCUCCGAGUGUAUUUCUGCCAUGAAAAAGCUCCUCAUAAAAAAUAUCUGCCGUUCAGAGUCGGCUUGAAACUGUAGGUCCCUCCAUUUGUGGAACAACAGCAAGACGCACACCACAAAUAGGAGGAGGAGCUCGGCCAAACACCCAAACAGGGUGUACGCGCCAAUUAUAUAUAUAUAUACGUAUAUAUAUGUGUUGAUACGAUGUGCAUUAGAUAUGUGCAUACAUACAUAUCUACAUGUAAUAGAAAACAUAAAAACUAUCUUUUUGCAAGAAUUUGGGAAAAUCGUAGCUUCAUAUCUUUUCCUUGAUAACUACCGAGCUUUCAACUUCUUACUUCGCUUGCAUCUGCAGCCCGUAUACCUGGAUGGUCCUGAUGAAUACAAGUGUAGCUUUAGUGUGACGCUUAUUUUUUAUUACCGAUCACUAAAAUGGCCUUUUUCCUGCGAUUGAAAAUCAUACAGUAAAGUAUUAUAUUUUCUUCAUGAAAGUCACCUGCCGUUGAAAAUCAAGUCUUAUGUUUCUACUGAUGGCCGACUAUGACACCGAAACAACAAGAAAAACAUGGCCAUCGUACGCUCUCGCUCAAGUAUCUCACGUAUCACUGCAACCCUUACAAGUCACUGGAAGGUGGGGGAUCAUGCAGCCAGCCUUAGCCUUCCUUUCGAUCCCAUCUGCAGAAGCUGUCAGGCCGAGGGGGUGAAAGAAAGAUUUUUACACAAUUUAUGCGAAUGAUCAGUUCUACUUAGAGCAAGACUUCGCUCUUUCGUUAAACUCUCCCUACAGCAAAUUAAUGAAAACUCAGGCAUCGAGAUCAAAAUUUUACUGCAAAAAAUGGAAAAAACAACAAGACAUCAUACGAGAACAGUGGCAGAAAACAGGAGCUAAUCACUAAUAAGGAUUAUUUCAAAAGAAAUAAUUGAUUUUGAUAAAUAAAUGAUUUUCCUUAUAGCUGCUUGUUAAAGGAGCGAGAUUCCUGAGAUUCUUGAAAUAUCCUUUAGUAGAAAUGUCAUGCAGAUCGAUUGAAUUCUAAAGCUCAACUUAAAGGCAUAUGCACAAAUACCUAGUAUGUACAAAUAUGUCCUAAAGCACAAAUCCAUGAAUAAUAUUUUAUGUAGCCAACCUGGGUGGCCGUUUGCUCAAAUGCAUUUGACGCCAGACUUUGUUUUUCACCACCUCAGCUGCUUUCUGCAAAGUUGAGGGCCCUCAGAAAUCUUUAAAGUUUCUCCCAAGAUUUGCGCACCCAUAGUAGCCAAAAAUUCUCUUUUACUUUAAAACUUGGUAUUAAUCAUUCUCUCAUCGCUCGUUUCCCGAACUAUUACACCGAACGAAAAAAACGCUCAGUUGCCUUUUAUUAUUAUACACAUAUAUAUAAAUACAUACAUACAUAUAUCAGAAUUUGAUUUUUGUAAGGAAUGAAGAAGAAUAAUUCAAAUAUAUAUGGCCUGAAAUCUCAUAAUCGAAAUCAUAAACAUUUACACGUCUAACGCGUUUAAUGAGAAGAGCAUAAGUGUCAUAGCAAUACGCAAAACAUAUCAUAAAUGUUGUAAUUUACUGUGUUAAUGCAAAUGUGGUGGAUUCACAAAACUCCAAAUGAACUCAUAAUAUACAAAAACUCAAUAUAUGUAAGUAUGUAAGCGCACCUUUAACAUACCAUACAAGAAUAUUUUCAUGUACAUACUUAUGUAUAUUUAUGUAUUUACACAUAUCCAUUUGCUCGUAUGCACGUACAAACAUACGUACAUAUACAUGAAUGCAACAAAUUUAAAGUUCAAAAAUUUAAAAAGUAUAUUUGUAUCACACGUAUGCGCUUAUUUAUUUGUUUGUAAAUGCAAAGUAAGAAAACGAAAUAUCUCAUAAGGCCCGGUGAGCCCGCGACCGCUACGUGGCAAUUUGGUUAGUGCGAGUAUGAGGUGUAGUAUGUCACGCGUUAUGUCUGAUGAUGAGUAAUUAAAAUUCGAGCCCGUGCGGUGUGUAUAUGUGCAUAUAUUUUUGUCAUCAAUGUCGAUGUUGUACCAAAAAUGCAAAUAUCCAUAUGAAACCUAAGCAUAUCCACGCGUGCAUAAAUAAAAGAUAUAUUCAUAUAUGCAUGUAAAUAUAUACUUCCAUACACGCAUACAUACAUACAUAUCUAUAGCAGAUGUCAUACAAAUGUCAAGUGUCACACAAAUGUCACAGAAAACCAGAGUUGCGUUACGCAAAUUUUAUUUACAAUCAAAAGAUAAAACGGAAUACAUUUAUAUCACGAGUACACACACGCAUACCUACAUACACAUACAAGAUGGAGCGGAAGUGAAUUCGAAGAAUAAGACUUAGACGGUGAAACGCUUGUUGAAUGCGAAGAAAUGAGAAUUAUAAAUUACCAUAAAAUCCAUGUCCUUGCUAGUCAUUGCAUUUUGAUAAGAAUGAAAGUCAACGAUGAUGAUGGUCUUUUUUGCAUACAUACAUAUGUAUGUGUACAUACAUGCAUAUAUAUACAUAUGUAUAUGGAUUUUAUUACGGUUGCUGUUGUUCCUAUUUGGGGUUGAACAAAAUACGUAAGCACAUCCAUAUGAACUUUGGUGUGUCCUUGUUGCCUAGUGUAUGCAUGUUGCCUAGUGGGUGUGGUGCAUUUUGCGAACAUUUAUAGUAGAGGAGAAAUACAGAACUGCACAGCAGAUACAUAUUUACGAACAUAAAAUACCAGACCGGAUCUUAUUCGAUGGCUUUUUCGUGGAUCUCAAGCUUAAGCACCCAUUCAUUGUAUGAUACAAAUACAAAGACAUGCGCUAGUUCAAUAACACGUUUUGUAGCACCCCGGAUUCGGCCACAAUUUUUAGUGCCUCAGAGAUUCAAAAUGAAUAAAAAUAUAUGAAAUGCUUGAAAUACUUUAUUGUUGUCAGAUCUUACAACCAAACGCGUAGAAAACAAUAUUUAUAAGUACGAGUUAAAGUAUGUGCAAUUGUACGUCCUCAAGAAUUUUACAGCAACUGUGUUUUUAACCCGUGGGAAUUUGGUUGGACUGUUAUUUUUAAUUGGGAAUCGAAUGGCCAAUUUAAAAUUGCAUUUACAUUACUAAAUUUGCAUGUGAAUUCUCAAUAUUAAAAAAUAAAAAUAACUUAAAACAACGCGUACUUUAUGUUGCUAGGUAUGAAAUAUAGUAAAUACCUUUGGUUUCUGUAAUAAGUCAAUUUCGACAGUAGGUUAUUGGCCCGCGGUUCCUAUCCUCGCGAUGGGAUUGCCAUCUCAAAGCAGGCGGGAACAGCUACUUGUAGGCAGCCGCUGAUGCGAGACAGACGUGGAACGUGAUAAUGAUGAUAUGCAUUUGCUAGUUUCACCAAUUACCAGAAAGCAAACCGUUUAAAAUAUAAUAUUCUAUCUCACAUUCCUACACAUGAACUGAGAUCAAACUGGUCAAGUUUUUCAAUAACCUUUAAAAGUUUUAGCACCAGCCGCCUAAAACUAGUCAAUACCUUAAAAAUUACUUAACAUUAAAAAAGGGCCUUAUGAGCCCUCAAAGGGCUAUAAAAUUACUUAGACAAUUUUUGUUUCAACAAAUACUUUAGAAGGAAUCAUUUUGUAUACUAAAUAGAUUGGGAAAUGGCGAUAAAGUUCCAUCAGGCUUUAAAUAUUUUUAAUAAACUUAUGAACUGUUUUCGAUAAAAUUGGUAGAAGUGGAAGUUUUUAAAGCGAUAAGCCCAUAAAGUAGCUUAAAGCGCUGCUGGAGGUUCUUUUCUGCGGGCGCUGUUUCACACUGGGUUAUCUGGUUGUUUUAUAUUUUUCAUCGAUGCAAAAUGGCUGAGAGAGUGAAACGUCUUAAAUUAGCCGAAUUAAGCGAUGGAGAAGCCAGUUGACGAUGUUCGCUUUAAUGGUGUGAGCCAUUUUCCUAAAUGGUUGUCCAAGAAGGAGGCAAAAUAUGGUGCAAAUACUGCAAAACUUUCCAAACUCAGUGCCUUUGUGCAAAAUGCAUUAUCCACUUCUGCUGCUCAAGCGCCAAAAAAUUGUUUUUUUUUUUUUAAGUGAAAUGACAUAUUUUAAAUGUUCAACGUGAGCACGUCUACGGACUGUGCGAGAAUUUAAAUUUCCAAGGACUCACUCACACAUUAUCGCAUUGAAUUCAGCAAUCUCGAUCCGAUUGUUGUGUUUCAGCUCCGGAAUCAUUAUUGGCUUAUUCCCAUGGACUUCCCUUUUCAAAACAACCCACAAAAAGAAGUGUCGUGGAGUUAGAUCACACACGGGAAACUUAGAUCGCAAUAAUACAAUAUAUUCCCAUGACUGUUGACUAUCCUUUUCCUUCAAGCUCAGGCCACAAAAAAAUCUUCCAUCAGUUGUCUAAAGUGAUGUCCAUUGACUGUAUGUAUUAGCUCUUUGAUUGACGUCAUAGAAGAAAAGCGGGCCAAUUAUUCCACCAGCCCAAAAACCACACCUAUCAGUACAUGUUGGUAGAUAUAAUAAUUCUUCUGAAAUUAUGCGAGGGGUUUUCUUCUCCCCACAUACGGCAACUUUGUUUGUUGACAAAUCCAUCCAGUGCGAAAUUGAGCUUCAUCACUAAAAGUGAUUUUGCGUGUUCCAAGAACCAAUUCACGAAACUUCUGCAUUGGCUUCAAUUCUUGUGUGUUAAUUGGAAUUUGAAGGCAUGCAAGGCCAAAAAUGACAUGGAAAAAGUACCGUCUAGGUAUUAUUGACUACUGACAUCUACUUUUGAAAGCCCCUUUAUUAUAUUUUGCUCUGCUUAACUAUUUUUAUAUAUCUACUUCCAGAGCAUAUUCAAAAACUUACUCUCAAUCUUAUUGAGUGCAAUUUAAAUGCUCUAAAAUAAUAUCUUAUUAAAAUUUGUAUUAGUGAGAAUUAUAUUCUUUGUAAUUUUCCAAUUUCAAAAACGUACAAAUAACUUUCUUUUAUCAAAUAUAUUACAUAUUCCCCCUGAUUUUUUACAAGCUUCUCAAAUUUAGUUUUAAGUGCUAUCAGAUCAAAAGCAGUCAUCCGUCGUUCAAACAAUUUCGUCUCAAACAAUUCGCCGUUUACUUUUUGUAAGGAGAAUUAAAAUUCUUCCAACGUAAAGCUUAAAUUCCAUUAAAUACAGUGGCUGGUAAAUUUAUUUUGGGAAGUUGUAAUUACACUAAUACACUCACACAUUCAUACUCACAUAUUGCGCUUCAUGUUAAGAUACAGAUGUACCGAAAAUUCGUAUAGGUAAAAAAAAAAAAUAAUUGAUGUACUAAAUCAUAAAGCAGCUAAUACAAAACAGAAUCACACACAGCAACAAAAUCUACUAUUUGUGGAGGAAAAUACUAAAUAAAGCAUAUUAAAACAUAUUAUUAUCCUAUUAAAAAUUAAAUUAAUUGGUUAAACGGAAAAAGCAAAAUGCAAAAAGGAAGCAAAAACAUCACUUAAGCAAAAACAAUAUGUGAACUAAACUUUUGUAAAAGUAACACAAAAAUAUUGAAUAAAAACCACAUAAAUUAAAUAUUAUAUAUUUAAAGCAAAUAUACAAAAAUUACUAAUAAAUAUACAUACAUACAAGUGCAUGCAUAACUGUUUUGCAGACAACCGUAAGUAAUAUUAAAACAUCAACAGGAACAGUAAUUGAUAUAAAAGUACUAAAUAUUAAAUAAAUAUUAUAUGAUAAAAAACGGUAACAAUUUUAAAAAGCAAAUCAAGAGAAGUAAUAAAAGUUAAAUAUAUAUAAAUGAUUGUAUGAUUGGCAUUCAUGCGUACAAGAGGUACAAGAAAUUAAAACAAAAAAUCUAUUAAGUAAAAAAUAGUACCAAAAUACUUAAAAGGGAGUAAAUUCA